UGAACCUAAGAUGGUAAGCGAGAGUCAUCAUGAGGCACUGGCAGCCCCGCCAGUUACCACUGUUGCAACUGUUCUUCAGAAUAAUGCCACAGAGCCAGCCAGUCCUGGAGAAGGAAAAGAGGAUGCUUUUUCUAAGCUGAAGGAGAAGUUUAUGAAUGAGUUGCAUAAAAUUCCACUGCCACCAUGGGCCUUAAUAGCCAUAGCCAUAGUCGCGGUCCUUUUAGUCCUGACCUGCUGCUUUUGUAUCUGCAAGAAGUGUUUGUUCAAAAAGAAAAACAAGAAGAAGGGGAAAGAAAAGGGAGGAAAGAAUGCCAUUAAUAUGAAAGACGUGAAAGACUUAGGGAAGACCAUGAAAGAUCAGGCCCUUAAGGAUGAUGAUGCUGAGACCGGAUUGACUGAUGGGGAAGAGAAAGAGGAACCCAAAGAAGAGGAGAAAUUGGGAAAGCUUCAAUAUUCCCUGGAUUAUGACUUCCAGAAUAACCAGCUUCUCGUAGGGAUCAUCCAGGCUGCUGAGCUGCCUGCCCUAGACAUGGGGGGAACCUCUGAUCCCUAUGUGAAGGUGUUUCUGCUGCCUGACAAAAAGAAGAAAUUUGAGACAAAAGUCCACCGGAAAACCCUGAAUCCUGUCUUCAAUGAACAAUUUACUUUCAAGGUCCCAUACUCUGAGUUGGGUGGCAAAACUCUGGUGAUGGCCGUGUAUGAUUUUGACCGCUUCUCCAAGCAUGACAUCAUUGGAGAAUUCAAAGUCCCCAUGAACACAGUGGAUUUUGGUCACGUAACUGAGGAAUGGCGUGAUCUGCAAAGUGCUGAGAAGGAAGAGCAAGAGAAACUUGGCGACAUCUGCUUCUCCCUUCGCUAUGUUCCCACUGCUGGUAAACUGACUGUGGUCAUUUUGGAGGCAAAGAACCUGAAGAAGAUGGAUGUGGGAGGCUUAUCUGAUCCUUAUGUCAAGAUUCAUCUGAUGCAAAAUGGCAAGAGGCUGAAGAAGAAAAAGACAACCAUUAAGAAGAACACUCUCAACCCCUACUACAAUGAGUCAUUCAGUUUUGAAGUUCCUUUUGAGCAAAUCCAGAAAGUGCAAGUGGUGGUAACUGUUUUGGACUAUGACAAGAUUGGCAAGAACGAUGCCAUCGGCAAAGUCUUUGUGGGCUACAACAGCACCGGCGCAGAGCUGCGACACUGGUCAGACAUGCUGGCUAACCCCAGGCGACCCAUUGCCCAGUGGCACACUCUACAGGUAGAGGAGGAAGUGGAUGCCAUGCUGGCAGUCAAGAAGUAGAGGGAAGAAGAAGCCUUUCUGCAUUUGCCCACAUAGUGCUCUUUAGCCAGUAUCUGUAAAUACCUCAGUAAUAUGGGUCCUUUCAUUUUUCCAGCCAUGCAUUCCUAACACAAUUCAGUGGUACUUCAGAUUUAAUUUGCACAAAUUUAAGUGUAGAGAGCCCCUAUGCCCUUCAUCCUGCCACUGCCCUCCAAAUCAACUCUUCUUUUAAGCAAUAUGAUGUGUAGAUAGAGCAUGACUGAAAUUAUUUAUUGUAUCACACCGUUGUAUAUACCAGUAUGCUAAAGAUUUAUUUCUAGUUUGUGUAUUUGUAUGUUGUAAGCGUUUCCUAAUCUGUGUAUAUCUAGAUGUUUUUAAUAAGAUGUUCUAUUUUAAACUAUGUAAAUUGACUGAGAUAUAGGAGAGCUGAUAAUAUAUUAUAUGGUAAAUAGAGUAUGGUCUGCAUUCCAGCAAAAA
Messenger RNA from Dipodomys ordii (Ord's kangaroo rat), 1735 nucleotides. It is a transcript of the gene Syt1, whose product is annotated as synaptotagmin I. Lineage: Eukaryota; Metazoa; Chordata; Mammalia; Rodentia; Heteromyidae. Gene Ontology annotation, molecular function: clathrin binding; calcium ion binding; phosphatidylserine binding. Gene Ontology annotation, cellular component: axon; dense core granule; synaptic vesicle membrane. The transcript is spliced from 8 exons. The coding region runs from base 11 to 1279 and encodes 422 amino acids. Gene Ontology annotation, biological process: regulation of calcium ion-dependent exocytosis; calcium ion-regulated exocytosis of neurotransmitter; cellular response to calcium ion. The record is from RefSeq and is a predicted model, not a curated record.